AUGGGGCCUUCUCAGCUUGUCCGUGCCCCUCGGCCCGGGGGCUUAAGGUCCCCCUACCGUAGGCCAGGCGUGGGUUGGCCUCGGCCCCGCUUUCCCAAGAUGUUCAAGUGUAGCCGCAGAAGGUACCGGCAGAAACGGCAAGGCCCAGCUGGCACCACUGUAACCACCAAUCUUGCCACUGUGGCCACGGAUAUCAACGACACCCAAACUGCCACCACCAGGGUGUUGAUCCUUCCACCGCAAGUUCUCAGACACCUCUGUCAACCUGGCAGCUUUCUGAUCCUCUAG
Molecule: messenger RNA, 288 nt
Organism: Dama dama (fallow deer)
Lineage: Eukaryota; Metazoa; Chordata; Mammalia; Artiodactyla; Cervidae
Gene: P3R3URF
Product: PIK3R3 upstream open reading frame
Exons: 2
Coding region: 1-288 (95 amino acids)
Source: RefSeq, a predicted model, not a curated record